GAAGAGCGAGCCUCUACGACUGGACGUUAUCCCGAAACGAAAACACUGACCAUUGCCCAUCCCUUUCUUGAUCAUCCGAAAGAAUUCCAAUCGCACAAUCAGUUCAACAUGCUCCACCAUCAGCCGCAAGUUCUUUCUCCCCUACCAGAGAUGAACUCCCAGUCCUCCGAUGCCAGUCUCCGGGCAAGGAAGAUGUCCGCCGGAGGGAACAGGUCCUGGUCUGAGGAAGAGGAGAACUACCUCCUCCAGACCCGCAUGCAGAAGAUGCCCUACAAGCACAUUGCUGCUCAUCUCAAGAAGACUGAGCUGGCCUGCCGUCUGCACUUCCAUCAAUUGUCGCACGGUAGCCAUCGCCUGGACCGCGAUGACUAUUCGUCGUCAUCCCGCCAUGGCUCUCCUCUGAGCUACACUGGCGGCAGCCCGCAUAUCAGGGCCGCGUCUAUCACGGCCUCUCCCGGCCGCAACCAGCACAAGAUCCUCCUUCCCAAGCCCCGCCCACUGAGCCCCCGGGAUUCCCCCGAACCCUUCAAUGCGCUCCGCAUCAACACUGAAGUCGCCCACCAGCCCAAGGUCGUGGACACCGACCGCCUCCGCGCCAUCUACGAAGCUCACCGUCAGCAGUUCUGGGCCGCCGUCGCUGCUGACUACGGCGCAGACGUCUCCCCAGCCCAGCUCGAGGAAAUCUGGCGCUCUGGCUCCUAUACCGUCCGGCCCCCUACGCCCGACGCUUCUCCCGAUGGCAGCAUCAUGCAGAAUCCCGUGCUCAAGCCUUCGCACUACACGUACGCGUCUCCCGUCUCGGAAACUGGCAGACACUUCUGCAGCCCCUUGAGCAACAGCGCCGUGUCGGCCCCUGCUACUGAUCGGAUGUCGUACGUCCUGCCCAUGCCGGUACCCAGACCAAGGAGCGGGACAUGGAGUUCGGCGCCCAGGGAUAAUGUGCCCAUUGCAAGUCUGCUGAAUGAGGAUAAGAAGUAGAGCGACAGAAGAUGGGAAGAGGUUUUUUCAGGUUUCUGAACUUUCGCUAAUGAUCCUUUGAGUAUGACUUUUGUAUUGGUUGUGGGGGGUGGACACUGGUGGGAUGGGGUGCAUGAG
This is a messenger RNA of Westerdykella ornata, 1095 nucleotides long. RefSeq lists its product as uncharacterized. Bases 109 to 978 code for a protein of 289 amino acids. The record is from RefSeq and is a predicted model, not a curated record. NCBI's taxonomy places the organism in Eukaryota, Fungi, Ascomycota, Dothideomycetes, Pleosporales, Sporormiaceae. The transcript is spliced from 3 exons.